Messenger RNA from Puccinia triticina, 1113 nucleotides. RefSeq lists its product as uncharacterized. Gene Ontology annotation, molecular function: iron ion binding; oxidoreductase activity, acting on single donors with incorporation of molecular oxygen, incorporation of two atoms of oxygen. The coding region runs from base 1 to 1113 and encodes 370 amino acids. Lineage: Eukaryota; Fungi; Basidiomycota; Pucciniomycetes; Pucciniales; Pucciniaceae. The transcript has 5 exons. The record is from RefSeq and is a predicted model, not a curated record.
AUGAUCCUCAAGUUGGAGCUAUCCUCGACCCUCGCCAUCCUGGCCCUUGUCACUCAUUAUUUGGCAAAUGCUCAUAAUGAACCAGAAACAGAAGACGAAAUCAGGAAUUAUCUCGACUCACAACGUUCAAUCUAUCACUGCUACCCCGAAAUCUUGAGUCAAGUAGAACAACGCAAAUCAGCGUUUCUCAAAGCUUCGUCGACCGCCCAAUUUGUGGAUCAAACGGCCUCUUCAAAACUCGACACGCUCGAAUUUGGCUCUUCCGCACCGGAGCUUCCACCCGAUCAUCAGUUUCCUGAUUCUCCUUCAAACCUCAUCUGCACCCAGAACCCUAGCCGGCUGUCGGCUAAAAUCAACAAAAUUCGUAACUCAACUUGUGUACUGUCUCCGAUCGUUCGUGCUGGGCCUUAUUAUCACCUAGAGGGACAUCCAAUCAGACAGGACUUGGCUGAAUGGCAAGAGGGAUUACCACUUUCUUUAGACAUUGGGGUGAUCGAUGUCACGACGUGUCAACCGGUUCAAGGAGUACUUGUAGAUAUUUGGCAUGCAAAUGCCACCGGAUUCUAUGCUGGCCAUCCAAGUCCGCCAGAGGGUUUCGAAAAAGAGAAGCCUCAAGUUGGUGGUGCAAGGGCUGGACUGUUGCCUGCUUAUCCCCGGAAGCUCUUUCAUGAGCAAUGGCUUCGGGGGGCUUGGCCUACGGAUAAGAAAGGCGUGGUCCGCUUCAAUACCAUCUUCCCGGGCUAUUAUACUGGUCGCGCAACACAUAUUCAUGCAGAGGUUCACAUGGACUGGGAGGUAACUUCGAAUGGAACCUUCAGAUCUGAAGAUGUACAAUACAUUGGACAGUUCUUUUUUGACGAUGAGAUCAACAUGAGUGUAGAUAAGAUGUGGCCGUAUACCCAAAACCCAGUCGAACAUAGAACCCGGAACUGGAGAGAUUCCCUGAAAGUCUUCCAAGAGUCAAGCGCCAACGGAUUUCAACCGACUAUGGAUGUCGUGAAGGUCGGCUCCGUUAUCAACCAAGGGCUCGUUGGUUUUAUGACGAUUGGUAUCGAUUUGUCCCACCGUUUUGAGCAUCAUUAUAAUCCCAUGAAGUCGGAUUGGGAUUUUUAG